UCUAAUUCUUCCACACUUCCAACAACAAUCGCUGUGUUAUCCUUUCGUUUCCACCGAGGAAUAACAGCAGAACAAUAACAUGUUCGAGAAUUCCUCUGUUUUUGUUAUGGAUAUCUUGGGAAACCUUGUUACAUUCAUAGCUCCGCUUUGGAUUGCUGUUAUCUUCGGUGUUGUUGUUGGUUGGGCUUGGAAACCCAAAUGGGCUAUUGAGCCCAAUAACUAUUCUUGGAGUACUAAUCUCUUCAAGUUUCGAAUUCCUUGGUUUAAUUAUUCAGAGCUUCAAAACCAACCUGGUUUGGAAUACUCCGCAACCAGUUCUAGUGGUGAAAGUGAAAAGGGAUUGAGGAGUAUAGUGACGGAACAUGAUUUGCAAAAUUUGUGUAAGUUGGUGGAGGAGAAAGAUGGUGGACCAGCUUGGAUUCAGAUGAUGGAUCGUUCUACACCGAACAUGACUUACCAAGCUUGGCGUAGGGACCAAGAGAAUGGACCACCACAGUAUCGCAGUAGAACAGUAUUUGAAGAUGCAAGUCCUGAGUUGGUUAGGGAUUUCUUUUGGGAUGAUGAGUUUCGGUCGAGGUGGGAUGAUAUGCUUAUACAUGCUUCGACUAUUCAAGAGUGUGAGGUCACUGGAACAAUGAUGGUGCAGUGGGUGCGCAAGUUUCCCUUCUUCUGCAGUGAUAGAGAAUAUAUCAUAGGUCGUCGAAUUUGGGAUGCAGAGCGAACUUACUACUGUGUGACUAAGGGAGUACCUUGUUCUUCUAUACCAAGGCAGAGCAAACCUAGACGAGUAGAUCUAUAUUAUUCAAGCUUUUUUAUUCGUGCAGUUAAAUCAAGAAAAGAUGGCCAGCUGACUUCAUGUGAAGUGUUGUUCUUUCACUACGAAGAUAUGGGCAUACCUUGGGAAAUCGCUAAGCUUGGAGUUCGUCAGGGUAUGUGGGGAGCCGUCAAGAAGUUUGAUCCUGGACUACGUACGUAUAAGAAAGAAAGGGAUUCCGGUGUUCCAUUGUCACCAUGUGCUAAUAACGCUAAAAUCAACACCAAGGUAACUGCUGAUUAUGUGAGAUGUCUGGAAGACUCGACCAGUAACUUGUUGGAGACUGAAAAUCAGGAUUCUUUUGAUGACAAACCGAUCGGGAGAAGCAUACCUAAGCUUCUAGUUGUUGGCGGAGCCAUUGCCCUUGCCUGCACUCUUGAUCAAGGGCUAGUGACCAAGGCGGUUGUAUUCGGAAUAGCCCGACGGUUUGGAAAAUUCGGAAGGAGGUUGUGACAUGUGAUACAUUACGCUUUUCUUUUUGUUUCUUGUCGAGGAAAUACCGGCGGCCAAGUAAUUUGUGGCAAUAGAGUUUAUUUUGUAUCAAAUUGGCAGCCAUGGUUCAAGAGAAAUGGUUUUAUUCUUUUCUCAAUUUGUUUGAAGAUGAUGAUGCAGCUUUUUAAGUGGAAAUAUGGACAUUGUAUAUGUAAGUCAUUGAAAUGAAGAUUCUCGUGCUGCAUGAAUAAUAUCAAUAAUCAGGUUUUUCUUGAUUCAAAUUUCUUCAUUUUUUUUUUA
Medicago truncatula (barrel medic) is the source of this 1546-nucleotide messenger RNA. RefSeq names its product phosphatidylcholine transfer protein. NCBI's taxonomy places the organism in Eukaryota, Viridiplantae, Streptophyta, Magnoliopsida, Fabales, Fabaceae. The coding region runs from base 80 to 1267 and encodes 395 amino acids. The transcript has 6 exons. Gene Ontology annotation, molecular function: lipid binding. The record is from RefSeq and is a predicted model, not a curated record.